This is a messenger RNA of Chaetomium globosum CBS 148.51, 414 nucleotides long. RefSeq lists its product as uncharacterized. The coding region runs from base 1 to 414 and encodes 137 amino acids. The record is from RefSeq and is a predicted model, not a curated record. The transcript is spliced from 4 exons. NCBI's taxonomy places the organism in Eukaryota, Fungi, Ascomycota, Sordariomycetes, Sordariales, Chaetomiaceae.
AUGCCAGAAUCUGGCCAGGGGACUGAAACCGAUGACGGAGAAAUGGCGCGGCUUUUUUUGAUGGGGCGUUUUGAUGGGGCGUUUGAUGGGGCGUUUUAUGGGGCGGAAGUGGGAAGGGCUCCCAAGCACCCACGUACCUUUGCCAUGACAGAGCAUUCCACGGAACCGAUCCCUCGACCGUGCGGCCCGCCGCCACCCGUCAAGAUCUACGAGAGCCUAGACGACCUGUUUCAAGAUAUCUGCACUCACGGACAGGAACACGGCUAUAGCAUCGUCAGGAAUGGGAAAAACGGACUCAAAUACAAGUUCAGAUGUGCCAAGGCUCGCAAGUACAAGGAUCAACGCUCCUCCGAAAUUCACGAGAGCAAGCGGAGGAAGUCCAGCACCCAGAUGACCGGCUGCAAGUUCCACUGA